This is a messenger RNA of Lodderomyces parapsilosis, 2802 nucleotides long. It is a transcript of the gene VPS16, whose product is annotated as tethering complex subunit. Gene Ontology annotation, molecular function: actin binding. The record is from RefSeq and is a predicted model, not a curated record. The transcript has a single exon. Gene Ontology annotation, biological process: intracellular protein transport; vacuole fusion, non-autophagic; endosomal transport. Gene Ontology annotation, cellular component: lysosomal membrane; HOPS complex; endosome. The coding region runs from base 1 to 2802 and encodes 933 amino acids. NCBI's taxonomy places the organism in Eukaryota, Fungi, Ascomycota, Pichiomycetes, Serinales, Debaryomycetaceae.
AUGCCAACAAACCCUAGCUUCAAUUGGCUGAGAUUGCAAAAUGUUUACUAUGAUAUACAAACCUGCUAUUUGCCAUUGAGUUGGUCGAUUGAAAACUUGUAUUCCAACUACAGGAUAUCUUUCGCUCCUAAUACCACAUUGAUUGCCGUUGCAUCCAACUCGGUGCCUCAUCCUAACCUUGUCGAGGUGUACGGGCUAAGUGGGAAUAAGGUAACAUCAGUGGUUUAUAAUAGUACACCAACGGAUUACAUCAGUGAUUUUCAUUUCCGAAGAGAGGAUUUAGUGUUGAUCUUAAAUAAUGGCAGAUUCAGGUAUUAUAUAGAUUUGGUAGGGAAUUUUAAUGAGUACCGAUUUACGGAUGAGUUGAUUAGUUUGGAUGAUAUGACAGUCAACGGAAAGAAUAAUAAUGAGUCGGCAGUUGAGACCGGUCGGAUGAUUACCAAUCUCGAGAACGAUGAGGUUGAAGAGAUUAUAAAUAUUAUAGAAACACAAACGUCUGACAACUACUUAGUAGUGAGACUCGAGGACAAGCUCAUCUUGACCAAUUUGGAAACAUUUCAAAACUAUGAGAUUGAUAUUUCUAGCUGCUCAUCAAAGGGUAUCGAAGGGUUGUCAAUUAACGAAAGUGGAGAAAACGUGGUUAUCUACAUUGCUUGUCAGAAAACGAUUCUUGUAUUGAAAGUUGAUUUUGGACUCUCGAUUUUUGAACUCGUUGAUCAAGAGCUAACCGAUGGGCCCUUCAAUACUAUUUCAAUCUCCCCGAAUGGUCAAUUGGCUGCUUUAUACAAUUCUACACAUAACAAGGUUUUUGUCGUUACUAGCUCAUUUGAUCAGAUUCUUUUAGAAUACGAUACCUCAAACGAUUCUGGCUCACCCUAUCAAGUGUCAUGGUGUGGAAAUGAUGCUAUUGCUUUGUCUUUGAAAGAUGAAAUCAAAUUGAUUGGCCCAGACCAACAAUCAAUAUCCUUCUUUUACGAUAUUGACGAAGAUGACGAGUUUGAUCUCGACAAUUUGUUACUUAAAGACUCUGGAAAGAACAAUUUACUGUACACAAUCCCCAUCAUUCAAACAUUAUCAGAUGGUUUGCGAGUUGUGACUAGUGAAAAAGUGCAAUAUUUAUACAGGGUUCCAGAAAAAACGGUGGCAAUGUAUCAAAUCGGCUCAAAUAGUCCUAGCAGUAUAUUGGCGGAUUGCAUUGGAAAGUUCGUUCUGAAUGCCGCAAAAGCGCAUGCAAACAUAGCUUUGUUAAAAGCAGAUGGCGUACUUUCUAUGGCCAUGGAAGAUGUACUUCAAGUUGCUCUUGAUGAAUUAGAUACCAGCUGGCACAAAAAGGCUUUGAAAGCAGUGUCGUUCGGAAAAGUUUAUGCAGAAGGAACAUUCGAUGCAGACAAGUAUGUAACGGUGCUCAAUACCGUCAGGGCUCUAAACCAGUUACGAGCACCGGAGUUGGGAUUAUUCCUAACCCAUCUGGAAAUACAAUAUAUUGGCUGGAAGGAAGUUGUCAAGAUGCUUCUAAGAAGGAACCAGCAUUAUAUGGCCUUGCGUAUAACAAGGUCUCUAGGAUUGAAGGACUUGAUGCCUUUAAUUUACAUUCACUGGUGCUGCUACAAGAUACGAAAAGAACUGAAUCUCUCAGAUAUACAAUUGUUCAAACUCAUUGCCAAUAAGUUGUUGUCCACUUCAAACAAGAAAAGAAAUUACAUAUCGAUUGACAUGAUAGCAGAUGUGGCACACGAAGAAGGAAGAGUCAUCCUAACCAACUUGUUGAUAGAUUUAGAGCCUUCCAUUGCCAAUAAAAUAAAGAAACUUGUUGAUUUUGAUGAGGUAGAACUAGCCUUGGUUAAAGCAUUUCAAUCUGGUGAUUAUUCCCUAAGUCUUUUGAUGCUUAUGCAUAUUCAAGAUAUUUUACCCACCUCUGACUUUUUUGAGAUUUUAAAUCAAAAUGAGAGCAAGCAUUAUAAUUCAGCAAUUCAAAGCGAAAUACGAGAUUUGCAAGUGGAAAUACCUUCAGAUACAAUUCCAAUCAAAGGUGAGGUGAUAGGUCAUACUUGGGUGGAAUCACUUGGAAAGUCUCACUCCAAAUUGAUGGAAAAGUUCCUCACUCAUGAAGAUAAGACACAUGAAUUGAACUUGCUCAAGCUAAAAGAGUUUGCUAGAACUCAACUUGUUGCUGAAAGUGAAGGUGAAGAGUAUUACAAUAGUUAUAAAAAGUUGUUAACAAAGUGUUUGCGAAGAUCAAUUCGAACUACCACCAUGAAAGCUAUAGAAAGGGAACUCAAAAUUCUUGAACUUCAAAAUAGAUUGGGGAAGACAUACCUAACCAAUUUUUAUUCUGAAAAAUCAUUGACAUCAAUUUUAACCAAGUUGAUCAAGAUGAAUCAAAUCAAACCUGCAAGUAAAAUUGUCAAAGAGUUUUCAAUUCCUCAAGAGAAAUUUUGGCAUUUGGUAUUGAGUACGUACUCAAAAGCACAUGAAUUUGACAGAUUGUAUGAAUUUGUUUUUGGAUCAUUGGAUGUAUCAACUGGAAAAUCACCCAUUGGGUUUGAGCCAAUUAUUGACGCCGGAUUUGCUAACAAUGCACCUAAGGAGCACAUCUCAGCAUACAUUCGUAAUUCAGUCAAGUACAAGUACGAUGAGAAAAUUCGGUUAUUUAUAAGAAAUGAGGAUUAUGAGUCAGCAGCACAGGAGGCGUACAAGAAUAAAGACAUUGAAAUUCUUCGAAAUCUACAACAGAAUGUACCCAACUCGGACACAAAAGCUCUACAAGUCAUCAAAACGAGUAUGCAAAAGUUGGGUUAUUGA